Molecule: messenger RNA, 5136 nt
Organism: Hemicordylus capensis (graceful crag lizard)
Lineage: Eukaryota; Metazoa; Chordata; Lepidosauria; Squamata; Cordylidae
Product: repetin-like
Exons: 1
Coding region: 268-4866 (1532 amino acids)
Source: RefSeq, a predicted model, not a curated record
AACAGAAAGAAAGGAAGACGCUGGUGGAAGGGAGAUGCUACACACAGAAUGAAGCACUAAACUGGAAGACUAUUGAUUUUAAUACAAGAGCCAUGAAUCCAUCUGAGCCUUGGGAUUGUUUCAGUCAAAAUCAGCCCUGAAUAAAGAAACAACAGCAGAAAGAUAAGGAGUGUGCCACCAGAUCCAUUAACUGGCACUAAGUGAAACACUGGAAAUCUUUGUCUUGUAGAUCAAACAGCCUGGUGUAACUGUGCAGGUGGAAGAAGAAUGGAUGAGCCUGAGCUUACUCUUGGUCCAGCAGUUCUCGAAAGUGAUAAAGCAAGUGAAGAAAAGCUUGAUACUGAGGAACAGAAACCUAAUGAUGACAUCAAGGAGGAGAACAACACUGAGGUGACACAACCCCAGGAAAGUGGAGAUACUGGCCCAGCAAUGGAGCAAGAUGCCCUCAAGAUGUCCAUUUCUGUUAAGGAUUUGCUUGAUGAGACUCUGCAGACUGACAGCAAAGUGAGCGUUUUUAGGCGUAAAGAACUAAGGGACCAAACUGAGCAGACAGACUUCCCUCCUGGCAGUCUAGCCAGCAGCUUAACCUCCCUCAAAAAGACAUCUCGCAGUAGCCAGCUAUCUCGCGAAUCUUGGCAGAGUCAGCCACUCCUAGCUCAGGUAUCCCGGCAUAGUCAACAGGUCCAAGGCCAGGAAUCCUGGCAUAGUCAACAGGUCCAAGGCCAGGAAUCCCGGCAUAGUCAACAGGUCCAAGGCCAGGAAUCCCGGCAUAGUCAACAGGUUCAAGGCCAGGAAUCCCGGCAUAGUCAACAGGUCCAAGGCCAGGAAUCCCGGCAUAGUCAACAGGUCCAAGGCCAGGAAUCCCGGCAUAGUCAACAGGUCCAAGGCCAGGAAUCCCGGCAUAGUCAACAGGUCCAAGGCCAGGAAUCCCGGCAUAGUCAACAGGUCCAAGGCCAGGAAUCCCGGCAUAGUCAACAGGUCCAAGGCCAGGAAUCCCGGCAUAGUCAACAGGUACAAGGCCAGGAAUCCUGGCAUAGUCAACAGGUCCAAGGCCAGGAAUCCCGACAUAGCCAGCAGCUUCUAGCCCAGGACUCCCAGCAUAGUCAACAAUUCCAAGGCCAGGAAUCCUGGCAUAGCCAACAACUCCUAGCCCAGGAAUCCCAGCAUAGUCAGCAGCCCCUAACCCAGGAAUCCCAGCAUAGUCAACAGCUCCAAGGCCAGGAAUCCCGACAUAGUCAACAGCUCCAAGGCCAGGAAUCCCAGCAUAGCCAGCAGCCCCUAGCCCAGGAAUCUCGCCGUAGCAGUCAGCAGAUCCCACAAAGCCGAAAGUCUUCCAGAAUACCACCUAUAAAUGAAGCUGAAAGAAAAGAGGACAUGACCUGGAUCAGCCAAAAGUCAGGUAAAAUUAUGCAGUGCAAAGGCCAACAGACAAGUAGAGUUUGGGAAUAUAAACCACUUGCUGAAAUUCUAAGCCCUGUUAGUCAAGUGCCCCAGAAAAGCAGAAGUGCAGAGAAGGAAGCAAUUCACAUUUCUUCUGGGGAUACAAAAGUGGAACAGUCUGCUGUGGAGGAAGCCCAACGCAGCAGCCAACAGCCAAAGGGUCAGGCAUCCCGGCGUGAAAGUCAGCUAUCUGGUAUGGCUUCUUGGGUCAGCAGCAAAACAGGAAAGCUGGUGAAAUGCUCAGGUCAGCAGACAAGUAAAGUUUGGGAACGAAAACCCCUUGCAGAUAUUCUUCGUUCUAGUCAAGUACCCCAGGCAGUCAGCGAUGUUGGAGAAAAAGUGACAACUACUGAAGAAGCUAUCAUUCCGCCCAGAGAUACAGAAAUGGAAACAGUGGAAGUAGCAGAAGCUCGUGUCAGCAGUGCACAAGCUCAAGAAUCCCGGCGUGGCAGUCAACAGGUGGAAGGAAAGGAAUCUCGGCGUGGCAGUCAACAAGUGGAAGGAAAGGAAUCCCGGCGUGGCAGUCAACAGGUAGAAGGAAAAGAAUCCCGGCGUGGCACUCAACAGGUGGAAGGAACGGAAUCCCGGCGUGGCAGUCAACAGGAGGAAGGAAAGGAAUCCCGGCGUGGCAGUCAACAGGUAGAAGAAAAAGAAUCCCGGCGUGGCAGUCAACAGGUGGAAGGAACGGAAUCCCGGCGUGGCAGUCAACAGGAGGAAGGAAAGGAAUCCCGGCGUGGCAGUCAACAGGUGGAAGGAAAGGAAUCCCGGCGUGGCAGUCAACAGGUGGAAGGAAAGGAAUCCCGGCGUGGCAGUCAACAGGUGGAAGGGAAAGAAUCCCGGCGUGGCAGUCAACAGCCAGAGGUGCAGGAAACAGAACCGGACGGUCAACAGCCAGAGGUGCAGGAAACAGAACCAGAGGGUUCUCAGCCAGAGGUGCAGGAAACAGAACCAGAGGGUUCUCAGCCAGAGGUACAGGAAUCAGAACCAGAGGAUCAACAGCCAGAGGUGCAGGAAACAGAACCAGAGGGUUCUCAGCCAGAGGUGCAGGAAACAGAACCAGAGGAUCAACAGCCAGAGGUACAGGAAUUAGAACCAGAGGGUCAACAGCAGGCGGUACAAGAAUCAGAACCUGAGGGACAACAAUUGGAACAGCAGGAAUUUAGGGAUGACAGUCAGCAACCAGACACUAAAGAAUCUCGCCAUGGAAGCCAACAAUUAAUCAAACAGGGACCUCAGAGCAGCCAACAGCCACAAGGGCCAGAAUGUGAAGAAGCCCAGCUAGAGCAAAAACCUUCAUUACCUGCAGAGGACUUUGCUGAUGAGGAAGAUGCCAUUGUGGGUGGAAGAACUAGUGUAGAAAUGAAAAGUACAAGUCAACAAACUAGUGAGAGUUUGUUCAUGGAUUAUCUGGCAAAGAUAUAUGGUAUUCAUCUGGAACCCCCUCACCCUGAAGGCGAUGGAUCAGGUCUUGAAGCAGGAGAGUCCCCUCAGAAAGAAGAAUCCCAAGGUGAGGAGACUAAGGUAGAAGAGACUGAAAAACAAGAACCAGCCCAUAAUGAGGGUGAUGAAGCAGAAGUGGAGCAGCCUCCUAAACAGGAGUCACGAAAGAGCAGCCAGCAGGAGGAGGUACCAGGGUCCCGAAAGGGCAGCCAACAGGAAGAGGUGCCAGGGUCCCGGAAGGCCAGCCAACAGGAAGAGGUGCCAGGGUCCCGAAAAGCCAGCCAACAGGAAGAGGUGCCAGGGUCCCGAAAGGGCAGCCAACAGGAAGAGGUGCCAGGGUCCCGAAAGGCCAGCCAACAGGAAGAGGUGCCAGGGUCCCGAAAGGGCAGCCAACAGGAAGAGGUGCCAGGGUCCCGAAAGGGCAGCCAACAGGAAGAGGUGCCAGGGUCCCGAAAGGGCAGCCAACAGGAAGAGGUGCCAGGGUCCCGAAAGGCCAGCCAACAGGAAGAGGUGCCAGGGUCCCGAAAGGCCAGCCAACAGGAAGAGGUGCCAGGGUCCCGAAAGGCCAGCCAACAGGAAGAGGUGCCAGGGUCCCGGAAGGCCAGCCAACAGGAAGAGGUGCCAGGGUCCCGGAAGGCCAGCCAACAGGAAGAGGUGCCAGGGUCCCGGAAGGCCAGCCAACAGGAAGAGGUGCCAGGGUCCCGGAAGGCCAGCCAACAGGAAGAGGUGCCAGGGUCCCGAAAGGGCAGCCAACAGGAAGAGGUGCCAGGGUCCCGAAAGGCCAGCCAACAGGAAGAGGUGCCAGGGUCCCGAAAGGCCAGCCAACAGGAAGAGGUGCCAGGGUCCCGGAAGGCCAGCCAACAGGAAGAGGUGCCAGGGUCCCGGAAGGCCAGCCAACAGGAAGAGGUGCCAGGGUCCCGGAAGGCCAGCCAACAGGAAGAGGUGCCAGGGUCCCGGAAGGCCAGCCAACAGGAAGAAUCCAGAAAGGACAGCCAGCCAGUUGCACAGGAGGAAUCCCAACAGGGUAGUCAGCAACCUGUUCAGUUACCAGAAGUAACUGAACACCCAGAAAAAUCUGAAAGCCAAGGAACUCUGGAUAGCAUAGUGUCAGAAGAGGAUAAAGCUCUGCAGACAUACAGCAUAAUUUCUCUAGAAGAUGGAAUUUGGCUAAACAGAAAAACUGGCACGUUUUUGGUAAGCCACUAUCAGCAAACAAGUGUUUCUUGCCUUCUGCUCAGUCACACAAAGUUGGAAGUUUCUGGAGAUGUAGGAGAAGCUCCAAAGCCAUCAGAGCUUGAGGCUGAAAAAGUCGGGCCCAAAGUUGAAGAAACAUUUCAAAGCACUACAGCAACCGAAGAGAAAUUUGAUAAAGACCAGCAACCAGCAUUGGGCCAAGAAUCACGCCAUAGCAGCAAGCAAGCUUUCCGUCAAGAAUCACGCCAUAGCAGCCAGCAAGCUUCCCGUCAAGAAUCUCGCCAUGGCAGCCAUCAAGGCUCCCGUCAUGAAUCACGCCAUGGUAGCCAACAUGGCUCCCGUCAAGAAUCACGCCAUGGCAGCCAUCAAGGCUCCCGUCAAGAAUCACGCCGUGGCAGCCAGCAAGCCUCAUGUCAAGAACUGCACCGUGGCAGCCAGCAAGCCUCACGUCAAGAAUUGCACCUUGACAGCCAGAAGGCUGAUAGUCCAGAGCAACCUCAGGGAGAAGAACUGCAAGGCACAGAUGAUGUUGAGAAACUGCUAAGUCGCCGCUUGAGUGAGGCAACCCUGCAGAGCAUAGAAGCUGCAGACGCAGAUGAUAAAAAAUCUCAGCGGACAUACAGUUCUGUUUCUAUGAUGGAAGGGAGUUGGAUCAACACCAGAACAGGCAGGCAUCUAGAAUCUCAGUGUCUGCAGACAGAUGAGUCUUCCUUUCAGAACCUGAGAGAAGACACAGGAGCAUCCCCUUCACCAAAAGAAAACAAUAUUGGAAUUCUUGAGCCCGGGGAAUAACAUGUAAUCAUCUGAAAGAGGAGGAGGACUUUAUAUGGAAUCAUUAAGACUCAUCCUGCAUGUCAUGAGCUGUUUGUGGAAUUGUAGAGACCUGAUAGAACUACCUGUGCCCAAAGGAGAGAAGUGACAUCAAAAAUUAGUCUGUCCUCCUGAAAAUGAGAUUGGCUGGAGAGGUGAAAGGAAAGUUGGUGAGAAUAUGGUGGGCCUCUUUCAUCAAGAACAUCAGCCUUAGGCUGAUGAAAGCAGAAUUAAAACAAAUGGGAAAAUGUG